GUGUUCUGCCUCGCCUCCUCUCGCGGAUCCGGCGAUCCGCGACCGCUCAUGCUGUGGCGACCGCUCGGCGACGUCUCCGCGGAGACGGAGCUGCGAUGGAGCGGGGGCUCCUUACGCGGAUCUUGUAUCCAGCGCCGCAGGCGACCUACACGGCGGAGAGCUUCAAAGGUGAACUCAUUUGGAUCCCAAAGAAGAGCUCGUUAGAUGGAGACGCGCCCUUAUUGGGCGUGGAUUGCGUGCCGUGCCUUUUGUUGAAGUAUCCCUACAGCCGAUUCUUGGUGCUCUUCUUCCACAGUAACGCUGAGGAUCUUGGUAGGUGCUAUUCCUUUUGUGUGGCGAUGCGGGACCGCUUUCAGGUGCACGUGUUGGCUGUGGAGUAUCCCGGCUAUGGGAUCUGUCCGGGUGUGGCCACUGGGCCGUCGGUCAUGGAGAACGCCUUCUCAGCGCUGCACUUUGCGACGCAGAGCCUGCGCUGGCCACUGGAUAGCAUUUUCAUCUUUGGGCGCUCGAUCGGCACGGGCCCCGCGGUGAAACUCACGUCGCUCUUCCGCUUCGCUGGGGCCAUCCUGGUGACGCCCUUCCUGUCGAUCGGCGAACUGUUUCGGGACCGCGUGGGGCCCUUGGCUCAGCUGGUGGAGGAGUGGUACCCCAACCUGGAGCUCAGCAAGAAGAUCCGCUGCCCGGCCUUGAUGAUUCACGGGCGCCGGGAUGACAUGAUCAACUUCCGACACGCGGAACAGCUGCAUGAGGCGAUCCCUACGCGAAAGCUUCUGGUGAGUCCUCCAGCCAUGCUCCACAACACAAACCUCAUGAAUGACAUGAACUACCUGGUCAUGCCUGCGACACACUUCUUCUCCUUACCAGACUAUGUCUUCCACGACAUGAGGGUGCCGCACUGGGCCUACACCCUGCGGCCCAGUCCGAAGGCGCCCAAGUCUUUGACGCCGAACAGGUCCAUCGCGCCCGGAAAACUGGAGUCCUUCGACAUGUGUUGUGGAACAGGCCCAGGGGUUCGGCUCGUGGACUGCUGCAGCCGUGCCAUGGUGGACUUGCAUGAGGCCAUGGACACCACACAGGUGGGUUUGGACGUCACGAGCCUCUCACAACAAGGCGAGCUGUGGGAAGACCCAGCGCAACCCAUUGCGGUGUCCAUGCCAGCACUGGUGGGGCCAAAAGAAGCUCAGCACCAGGACUUCCAAGAGGAGGUGGUCACACACAAGACCAUCAUCAUUCUGAAGGAGGAGCCCUUCUCCAUUUCCAUGUGA
Molecule: messenger RNA, 1265 nt
Organism: Durusdinium trenchii
Lineage: Eukaryota; Dinophyceae; Suessiales; Symbiodiniaceae
Source: the annotation of a GenBank genome assembly